CAAAUAUUUAAAUUAGCCUACGAUGAAAAAAAAAACCAAUUCAAAUUUCCGGUUAACCGGCGGUGAUUUCUCCUAUUUCACGAAUUCAUCUCCGACUAUCCUCGCCUAGCUGAGAACUGAAAAUUGAAGAAAGAGAAAUAGAGAGUUUAUCGACGAGGAUCUCUCUCGGUGAAAAUUCGUUAUUUUCAUCAAUGAGUGCAGGUAAGUAGAAUUAUCCCCAAUUUUAGGGCUUACUUGUUUGGUAAAUUGUUACCUCAGCUGUUUCUAAACAUCAUUGAAUUAUUUGUUUGUGUAGAAUUAGCAUAUGAUAAAAUUAUGAUUGAUGGUACUUAGUUUUCAAUAUUCAUUUGUUGGUCCUCUCCCCGGAGUAUAUUUUUUCAUUAAAUUAGCUUAGGUAGUUCGGAUGAUUUAUUGGUCGAUCCAAUGCAAACAAACUGGAACCAAAUAGAAGCUUUCGUGCUUGUUCGGGAUGUUCGUCUUGGUUUAUAACUGGAUUGUGAUGUUUUUCCAGUAGUCUCAUUACUAGAUUUGAUACCUCAAAUGGUGAGUGUUGACACUCUUUUCAACAUGUACAGUAGUUUCCAUUAUUAAUGAUCUUUGUUGCCAUAGGAGGUGCAUUUGGUGGAAACAGAGGAGCAAGACCAGUGCCACCAGAAAAGGGUGUUUUCCCUUUGGAUCAUAUGCAUCUAUGUGACCUGGAAAAGAAAGAGUACAUUAACUGUUUGAAGAAUGAGGGUCACAAAUCUGAUAAAUGCAGACAGUUCUCCAAGAAGUACCUGGAGUGUCGUAUGGAAAAGAAUUUGAUGGCAAAGCAAGAUAUGUCAGAACUUGGAUUUAGAAAAGGAGAUGAAUUGCAAGCUCCUCUUAGUGAAGAUUAGGAUGGACUGAUAUAAUGAAGACUGAAGACCACAUUCUCGAAGUUUCUUCAACAAGAAAACAUUCUUUUAGUGGGAGAGAUAUGUUGACGUUCAUGGUCCAAACUCAUAUUUUAGUGACAUAUUUGUUAUUAUAAAUAUGUCAUUGUAUAUGAGUUUGAAUAUGGAUCUCGACCACCUCCUCUAAGAUGACCAGACACCAGUAUCAAGAAAAUGUUAACUCUCAAUAUUUGACCCAUGGACCAUGGUACAUCACAUUUCAAGGCUUUUGGCUUGUGAUUCAGAUUAUUGGUGUGAUUUUGGUGGGGAUUAAGGAAACUAUGUCAUAUGAAAUGAGACUGUUGAUUUUCAAUGAAGAAAAGUGUAGUAUUUACUCUA
Salvia splendens (bonfire salvia) is the source of this 1253-nucleotide messenger RNA. RefSeq names its product cytochrome c oxidase assembly protein COX19. Bases 591 to 878 code for a protein of 95 amino acids. Lineage: Eukaryota; Viridiplantae; Streptophyta; Magnoliopsida; Lamiales; Lamiaceae. The record is from RefSeq and is a predicted model, not a curated record. The transcript has 3 exons.